Meira miltonrushii is the source of this 1362-nucleotide messenger RNA. RefSeq lists its product as uncharacterized. The record is from RefSeq and is a predicted model, not a curated record. The transcript has a single exon. Bases 18 to 1124 code for a protein of 368 amino acids. NCBI's taxonomy places the organism in Eukaryota, Fungi, Basidiomycota, Exobasidiomycetes, Exobasidiales, Brachybasidiaceae.
AACCAAGUCUCACCAUCAUGGCAGCAUCUACAUCAACAAACAAUUCUUCAACGUUUCCCGUCACAGGAUGGUUCAAAUCGCUAUCGUCAGCAUUUCCUAGGGUCACUUUUGAUGCAGUGCCUAUUCGCGAAACAUGCAUCAGACCAGCAAAGUAUCGUCAAAAUGCCAUACUAUACGUAGACCAAGGACAUCCUACUCCGAGAUCUACAGGAAGCAGCUCAAAGAGAUGGGCAAGUAGAGAUCCCAGAUGUCUGGCAUGGCAAAUGCAAUUCGUUUUUCGAGGUAUUCCCUUCGAAUGUGUUCAGGUUCACGAUGACUAUACUGCACUUGAUUACCAUGGAGAAGGCUUUGCAAAUGUUCCAAUGAUACUCGAUGUUGAUGGAACGGUGGUAGGACAGAAGCAUUUAAGGAAGUGGGCAGAUACGGUACAGCCUUUCUCGGAAGAAUGCGUAGAAAAAGCAAAAGGGGCAGAAGCAAGAAUACUGAAUAGCGUCAUUCAAGGGCCGCUGAUGGCAGGUGUCUUGUUGGAAUUGAUCUUGCUGCCAGACAACUCCUCCUCUGCCAAAUCUGAUAUCCCUUUCCUGGCCCGCAAGUUGCAGUCACAACUUUCUGUACAAAAGAAAGCAAAGAUUGCUGCUCAAAUCCAUGCUCUAAGACAUUCAAGUCCAACUUCGCAGAUGCCAGGAUGGGUAACAACAAUGCAUGGCCUGUUGAAUACGAGUGGAGGAAUAGGAAGCACAGGUACUGCAUCAGAUGAAGCAGAAGAUGAUACUGAUCAAGGUCUAUCGAUAGCGGCUCUUGGGUUUGAUAUUGAUCAAUUGGAUCAAGAGUCUAUUAGGACAGAAGCUUGUGAGGCAAUCGACAUCCUUGCUACUUUGUACCCCAUUGGAAAUACACAAGGCUCAGAAGAAGAAGCAGGAUCUUCAUGGAUAUGUGGAACAUCUUCACCGAGUCAACUAGAUGCUGCGUUCUUUGCACUUUUGCACACAAUUAUGUCCCUCCCCGUUCAAAGUUCGCACAAACAAGGAUCGGCAACACUACGGUCGACGGUUGAGAAAUAUCCACAUUUGGUGGCAUAUAUUCGAAGGAUAUGGACAGAAUAUGUCAAACCGUUGGGAGGAUAAUUUGAGCGUAUGCUGUAUGAAUAUGAUUGAAUUGCAUCAUCCCACUUGCCAUAAGAGUGAGUAAACAAGAUUGAUUCUCUCUGUGAGCCAAUUGCCGGGAGAUGAACUUUGAACGGCUUAUAGAAAUAAUCUGCGGGACGAUGAAUCGGCUUAUAUAGAGGACUUAGUGUAAGAUAUAUCGGCUUAUAGAGAAUAUCCAGAAAGAUGUUCAUCGAGCUUAUAGAGAAUAUCCAGAAAG